Polyodon spathula (Mississippi paddlefish) is the source of this 5059-nucleotide messenger RNA. Its product is annotated as E3 ubiquitin-protein ligase NEDD4-like. Bases 156 to 3923 code for a protein of 1255 amino acids. Gene Ontology annotation, molecular function: ubiquitin protein ligase activity; sodium channel inhibitor activity; protein binding. NCBI's taxonomy places the organism in Eukaryota, Metazoa, Chordata, Actinopteri, Acipenseriformes, Polyodontidae. The transcript is spliced from 28 exons. The record is from RefSeq and is a predicted model, not a curated record. Gene Ontology annotation, biological process: ubiquitin-dependent protein catabolic process; regulation of dendrite morphogenesis.
UCUGUCGCUAUUGGUCUGCAGUGCUAACAGUUUGGCAGAUGGGACACUUUUUCCUCAGUGUUUGCAGCUUUGUUUUUUUAAACUGUGGUCAGAGCCUCUCCUGUUGUUGUGGUGUCUGCUCCUCUGCUGAACUCGCUGUUCAUUGAGAGGCUGACAUGGCCCACCGUCUGCGGCUCUACUUCGGCUCUGGGCGCAGCAACACAGCCCCGGAGAUGGAAGGAUUGGCCGGAGCGCAGGAAGAUGACUAUGCCAUGACAUUCCACACUCUGCCCCGGAGGAGUGGCCCUCCCCCUUUUUCUGAUCCAGGGCCUCCCCUGCUGGAUGAAGCAUCCCUGAAGCGCAGCUCCUCGAUGUUCAUCCCCCAGCUCCUGAACCAGGUUGAGCCUCGGCCCACAAGGAGUUCCUCCAUGCAGAUCUCCCUGCAGCGCAAUGCUGGCAGUGGGGAAGACAGAGAGACCUCGGAUUCUCCUCAAGAGACCUUUCUGGGUCCAGCACCAGCCUACGAAGAGCCUACAAGAAAAUGCUCAUGGCCUUCAGGCAUUUCUCAGAACAAGGGUGCUUUGCCUAGGAGUCUACCUAUGGGCACUGUACGACUAGCUAGCGAGCCUGAAUCGCAGAACCACAGGGUUUUUUGUGUGGUUCCUUCAGACUGCCAAACUGGCCGCACAACUCCAGAGGUGACAAAUGGGGGCCGGCCUGGAAUAAACAUCGGAGGGGUUCGCAUCCACAGAAACUCCUUGGGGAGUUCAGACAUCCAUCAGUUUCGGAUUCAACCUUAUGGCCCAGAAAAUCAGAAGGCCUCACAACGUUGGUCUCUGCAACCAGACUCCAGUAGUGACACUGGAAAGUGUUGUUUUGUUAUGCAGCUCCAGCAGAAUCAACCUGGGAUUCCUGAGGUGCCGCAUGAGGAGUCUGGGAACCUGGGCUUCACUGGCACAAAGGGAGAGAGGGUGGUAAGAUACCCUAGACUAAGGCUGGAUAGGAGCAUUUCAUAUCCAAUCCAGCCCCGGAGCGAGACGCCAUGCCACGUUCCUGGAAAUGCCACUGUAAACGGGCAAGAGAUGGACAGCAACAACCCGAAUUCAGAAAGUCUGAGCACUAACUCGGAGGAAGGAGCCUCUGCACAAACACAAGGCUGUACCGUCAAAAUUAGACAGGAGCAAAACAAGAGGCAGCCCCAGUUCAGGAUUUCUUUUUCCCGGGGCUCGGAAGAGCAAAAUAAAGCUUCCCCACAGGAUAUAAAUGGUGGAAUUGUACAUGCCAGAAUCAGCCCUCAGACAAGAGAUGACUUCCUGGGACAGGUUGAUGUGCCUCUUAACCACUUGCCAAUAGAGGAUCCGACAAUGGAGCGUCCAUAUACUUUUAAAGACUUUUUGCUUAGACCAAGAAGCCACAAGUCCAGGGUGAAGGGAUACCUGCGCUUGAAAAUGGCCUAUUUACCAAAAAGUGGGAGUCAGGAGGAAGAAAACGGGGAACAUAGAGAGGAAGCUGAGGGCUGGGAAGAGUCUGACUCCAGUGAUGUGGGUUCCCAGCGUCAGCAGCAGUUACCCCCGCUGCCCCCUGGAUGGGAGGAGAAGAUUGAUAACCUGGGCCGGACAUAUUAUGUCAACCAUAACACCAGGACUACACAGUGGAAAAGGCCAACGGUGGUAGAUUUGGUUUCUGAGAUGGAGAAUGACAACAAUAUCAGACAGAUCAACCAGGAGGCUCAACGGGUGUUUCGCUCCAGAAGACACAUCAGUGAAGACCUGGAGCAUGAGCAAGUUGGAACCAGAGAUAUGGAUGAUUCCUGGGACACAAUCUCUGAGGAGACCAGUUUUUCAGCAGACCAGUCUGAUCCUCCCCACGCCUCCUCGACCAGUGCCCCUCAGACGAGCCCCCAGGAGUUCUCUGAGGAGCUCAGCCGCAGACUUCAGCUCUCUCCCGACGCCAAUGGAGAGCACCUUGUCCCUGCCAUGCAGAACCAGCAAGCGUCCAGAAUGCGCUCGUCAAGCAUGACAGAUGGGGUUAGCGAACAGGCCCAGCCGCCACCACCGCAGAGCACCCAGGAUAGGAGAGCCCGUGCCCAAACUGUCAGUGGCGCUGAAGAGUCAAUGCAAUCACCCUCCAUGGCCUAUGUCCACACCACGCCUGGUUUGCCACCAGGAUGGGAGGAGAGAAAAGACAACAAGGGACGCACCUAUUAUGUCAACCAUAACAACCGUACAACAUCCUGGACCCGUCCUAUUGUGCAGCACACAGAAGAUGGGGCCACAGCCUCAACCUCAAACGUCAGCAGCCAUCUAAGCGAGCCUCAGCUAAGACGGCCUCGCAGCCUCAGCUCUCCCACAGUAACCCUGUCGACCCCUCUCGAGGGUACAGCUAACAAUGUCACUGUCCGCCGAGCUGUGAAAGACACAUUCUCCAACCCUCAGUCCCCACAGCCCUCACCUUACAGCUCCCCCAAAAGCAAUCACAAGACAGCACAGAGCUUCCUGCCACCAGGCUGGGAGAUGAGGAUAGCUCCCAACGGCAAACCCUUCUUCAUUGACCACAACACUAGAGCUACCACUUGGGAAGAUCCACGAUUAAAAUAUCCUGUACAUUUGAGGUCAAAAGCGUCUUUGGACCCAAGUGAUCUUGGCCCCCUUCCUAAUCUGCUUGAAGAGCCUGGCUGGGAGGAGAGAGUGCAUGCAGAUGGAAGAACAUUCUACAUAGACCACAAUACAAAAAUCACACAGUGGGAGGACCCAAGGCUGAUGAACCCAGCUAUUACUGGUCCUGCUGUGCCAUAUUCCAGAGAAUUUAAACAGAAAUAUGACUACUUUAGGAAGAAGUUAAAGAAACCUGCAGAUAUCCCCAACAGAUUUGAGAUGAAGCUGCGCAGGAACAGCAUAUUCGAGGAGUCCUAUAGGAGAAUCAUGUCCUUGAAGAAGCCAGACAAUCUGAAGGCCAGACUGUGGAUUGAGUUUGAGUCAGAGAAGGGGCUGGACUAUGGUGGUGUGGCCAGGGAGUGGUUCUUCCUGCUGUCAAAGGAAAUGUUCAAUCCUUAUUACGGCCUCUUCGAGUACUCAGCAACUGAUAACUAUACCCUUCAGAUCAACCCUAACUCCGGUCUGUGUAACGAAGAUCAUCUUUCCUACUUUAAGUUUAUCGGGCGAGUGGCAGGAAUGGCAGUGUUUCAUGGGAAGCUGCUAGACGGCUUCUUCAUUAGACCCUUUUACAAAAUGAUGCUAGGAAAGCAAAUUACACUGAAAGACAUGGAGUCAGUGGACAGCGAGUAUUACAAUUCCUUGAAAUGGAUUCUGGAAAAUGACCCCACUGAGCUGGAUCUCAGAUUUUGCAUUGAUGAAGAAAACUUCGGACAGACGUAUCAAGUGGAUUUGAAGCCCAAUGGAUCAGAAAUGGUUGUAACCAAUGACAACAAAAAGGAAUACAUAGACCUUGUGAUCCAGUGGAGGUUUGUUAACAGAGUUCAAAAGCAAAUGAAUGCAUUUUUGGAGGGAUUCACAGAACUCACUCCUAUCGACUUGAUUAAAAUAUUUGACGAAAAUGAGCUGGAGUUGCUGAUGUGUGGCCUAGGGGAUGUGGAUGUGAAUGAUUGGAGACAGCACACUGUCUACAAGAAUGGCUACUGCCCAAACCAUCCUGUUAUCCAGUGGUUCUGGAAGGCUGUGUUAUUGAUGGAUGCAGAAAAGCGUAUCAGACUACUUCAAUUUGUUACUGGAACAUCACGUGUGCCUAUGAAUGGGUUUGCUGAGUUGUAUGGAUCCAAUGGUCCUCAGCUGUUUACUAUCGAGCAGUGGGGAACCCCUGAAAAACUACCCAGGGCUCACACAUGCUUCAACCGCCUGGAUCUACCCACCUAUGAAACGUUUGAGGAUUUGCGAGAGAAGCUUCUCAUGGCAGUGGAGAAUGCUCAAGGAUUCGAAGGAGUAGAUUAAAAAUGACCAGACUGCUGAUUCUUAACAAGCUAUUGCAGCUUGUAACUUUUUUUUUUUUUAUAUGUUCUGGACACAGUACAUGAGAACGACUAUACAGUGACUUUGGUCGUAGAAAAAUGUAUUAUAUGCCUAUUCCUUACUUCGGGGAGACUGGAAAUGAAUUGUGAGGACAAUUCUUUUUGAAACCUCCACAAUGAAGAGACAACAAUGAAGACAGUGAUGCAGAUGAUGAUGUGGACUUCAGAUAAUUUCAGUGAAGCUUGUUCUAUACUGUGCUGUUAAAAGCAUGGCCCUUAAAUAUUUUGCAUACUUUCUAACUUCAGUGAAUGGAUUGAAUCACUUGCUGGUAUAGUAUUACACCUCUUGAGAGUGAAUUAGAAGUCAUUGCCAAAAUCCACUCUUCAUCAUACAUGCAAUAUUUAUCACAUGCCAAAUACCAACAGUACAAGUAUGUUUCAUGUAGAUUAUCAAAAAAAAUCUACUACAACCCAGCCAAAUACAAAUGAAAGAUGUACAAAAGAUGCACAUGUUUAAAUGAGGAACACAACUAGGAUAGUAACUCAAUCACCACGUAACUUGCAUAUUCAAAACAAACGAGCAAUGCGUGUGUGGAAAGGGUUUGAGUGCCAUUUAUUAAAUAUAUUUGUAUAUGCUUAACAUUGUAAAAUUUAAUAUUGUAAAAUCAUUUCUGACAAGAUUGAAAUUUCUGAAACGUAAUUUGUCGUAGUUUGUAUUGGAGACAUUCAUAAUGAAAGUUAACAAGAAAAUCUAACUGUAAGCAAGAUGUGAAUGUUCUCCUGUCUGUACACUUAAACUAGUAGUGGCUGAUGAUAAAAAUCACCUUUUUCCCUCCUUGUUCUAACACCACAGAAUCUAAGGGCACUUUAUGUAUCACAUUAAGGACACUUAGCUUUUGUUUUUAUUAUUAACUUAAAUGUGAUUAUAUUCCUGGAAUGCACGCAUUUAUCGGGUGCGUUAUGUAUUGUCUGUAAACGUGGCUGCUGCUGAUGUAUCAAACACAGAGGAGCUUUGGAGCUGAGCCUUAAAACUGGUUCUCCUCACUCCCUUUGUCUGCCUGUUCUGUUUAUUCCUUUCUUAAUCUCCUUUUCUUAAACAAUACACAUUGUUCAAUUCUC